AAAUAAAAUGAAUCGUUCGCGAAUCGCUCGUCAGUCAUUUCAACAGGGUGCCGGAUUCGUUUGAUAAACCAGUUGAAUCUUUGUUGUUGUGCAUUAUUGUAAUCGUUCUGCAGCUUGAAAAACAUAAUCUGAUGUAUUUUUCCUUCUUAUGCUGUAAUAUCGUGGCUAAGUAAGUAAGGGUGGAUGGCUCGAGGAGAUGUCCUCGCGCGCACGAUGAUGUGUGUUAUUCCGAGUGUGACGACUUCUUAUUCUUCUUUCAUGUAGCUUUAAUGAUGGCUGGAAAAAGUUUGCGAAGUGAUGAGGUGAAAUGUGACAUGGAUAGAGCUGAGGAGAAAAGCACUUUGCCUAAAGAUGAUUUACCAUGUAAGAUGGUGACUAACACAGCUCCAGACAGGACCAUGCAGAGACUCAGUCCCAUACCUGAGCUUGAUCCUACAGAAACCAAAGCAGAUUCAGCCACUGCUGGAUCCUCAUAUAGCCUCUCCUCUGUGGAUAGGUGUAGCACUGUCUCCUCUUCCACAGACUCCUUAUCUGACAAUCAGGAUGUUGAAGAUGCCUGUGCAGGGAUCAUCCUCAACUGCCUCUUCUGCCAGUUCUAUGACCUGUGCAUCAUGCUGCCUGACACGUGUAAACGUGCCGCCUAUCAAAUCUGCCCAGCCUGCAGCUAUUUGUUUGCUCCAUUAGAACCUGUCCAAAGCGGCGAAUGGAACUGUCACUGCGAUAUUGACUGUGGCCUACUUGAUGCCUGCCAAGAAACAAGCGAUUGCCUGGAGCUAGCCAUGGAGAUUUCAGAGAUUUGUUACCGUUAGCAGGCUAGCAAAGCCAAGAAUCUUCGCAGUAGAAUUAGAGACUACAGGGCCACGCUGAAGCCAGUGCAGCAUUGUCAAUAUUACUGUUUAUUUCACGUGAGUGUCAUUUUGAAAAAUUACAUAAACAUUAACUUUGAAUGUAGUAUGUCUUUGUGCAUUUAAAUAAUGGUAAGUUUUGGCAUGGUGAAGCACAUCAGUGCACAAAAAUCUUUUUAGGGUCACAUAGAAGACGGAGGCAAUCGGAUCCUGGAGACGGUGCGAGACAUGCUGAUAUGAGCACUUGUGCAUGCUCAGGGCAGUUGUAUCAAAAUGGUGAAUGUCAUGAGGAGGUGUCUUCAAGGUCUUCAUGUUAUCCUUGAGCAUGCAGCCUGAUUAAAUUGGAGUAUAUUAUCACAAACAGCAUGAGAUGAUGUUUCUGUAGAACACCUUUCUAGAGUCCAUCAACCACUGUUCUCUGUUCAAGAAGACCACUCCCUGAAGUGCACAGUGACAUUUGAGCACUUGUAAUGUAAUGGGAAAGCAGCAAGUACUGAAUGUAUGCAUAUGUGUACAGUAUGCAAUGAAUUCAUUCUUCUCUUCUGCUACUUAAAAGGGAUAUUAGCAAUGAGAAGUACUAUAUUGCCAAAAGUAUGUGGACAACUGACUCUCAAACUAUACUUUUGAGGAAGGCUUUCCACUAGAUUUCCGAAAACAGCUAUAGGAGUUUCCUAUUCAGCCAUAAGUGCAUUAGUGAAGCUGUGGUGUUCCAGUUCAUGUUGAAAGUGAUCAUUGUGGUACGAGGUCUGGACUCUUGAAAUUUUCUGCUUCAGCUUUGGCAAACCAUGUCUUCAUGGAGCUUGCUUAUCGCACAGGGGCGCUGUCAUGCUGGAAUAUGCUGACCUCUUCAUUCCAAUGAAGGGAAGUCUUAAUGCUACAGUAUACAGAUGCAUUCUGUGCUUUUUGACACAAGUUUGGGGAACUACCACAUGAUGGUGUGAUGAUCAGAGGUCCACAUAGUUUUGAUCAUGUAGUGUAUUUAUAUAUCAUAUAUGCAGGUCAUUUUUGUGUCAUACUAGUAAUUCAACUUGUCAUUGUGGUAUAAUUUUUAAAUCUUCAGAAAACCUUUGGUACUUCAAUGAAAGCUGGAGGUUUGAGCAUGUCAUGAAACUCAACAUAAAUCUUUCUAACUCUUCAGUUACAACAGGAGUCUUGUUAUACAGCUGGAUCUGAAUGUAGCUGUAGAAUUGAAUUAAGUUCAGUGAGUCUAUGUUUACAUACUGAAAUCUGCAUGUGGUGUUAAAGGAUGUAUGACAUACUGAUGAAUAAAAGAAUGUUGUUUCGAUACCUCACUGCAUUUUGAAUACUCCGGAAUUUUAACGGCAAAGGAAAAAAGAUACAGUAACUAACCACCUUUAUUGUUCCCCUGCUGUUCUCCUCAAUUGAACCUCUUUUUCAAUGUGUAAAAGCAUUUAUCAAAGAAAAAUGAAUGUUUCUUUUACACAAUCCGGCGCAUUGCCUAGUGUGUAAACCGAUGAAAUCGCAUGAAAUUGUUUCUAAAUUCCAUUUAAACUCCAACAAGAAAUAAUCUUUAUUGUAGUUAUUUCGAUUCUCUCAUAAAUUAUAUAAUAAGAAUGCCGUAUAGCCUGUAUGCAUGUUUAACACAACGAGCUUAGACAGUUUCAAAAGAUUUAUCAGGUCAUGUCCAAUUUCCCUUUUUUUGUGCUUUUUGUAAAGUAAUUAUAAAACCCAGCCUAUUAUGGUGCCAUAAAAUAACUUAUUGUGUCCCACUGUGGUUUUUCUACACAAGUCAUGCUUGUGCAAACAGAUGCUUGGUUAAACCAAAAACAUCUGUAUGUCUUAAACUUUUUGGAUCCUUGUCAAAUUUCCUGAUAGCUUUGGGAGUCGCAUGGGCUGUUUAGAUUUUCUAAUGGUUUUGCAUACGGUGUGAAUUUUCCUGUCAUCUGCUCAAAUUUAUUUCAUUAUGUCCACGUACAGAGCAAUGUGCAAUCUCUAACUGCUUCUCUGGGACUUGUUGUAGUACAUUACAGUUUUAUGAAGAAGAACGAAAUGUAGAACGAGGUCAUUAUUGUAUAGUAGAAUAAAAAGAAUUAAAAUACACAAUGUUUUGUUUUAGAAUUGACAAGCAGUCUCUAUUCAUCCUGCUGACAUAUUUACUUGCUUCUUUUUUAUUUUUAUUUUUUAUAAACUAUAAUUAGUUGUUUGUUCUCCAGCUCUCCAUUCACCUCAUUAAUGAGAAACAAGACACGCUUUUCCUCUGAAGUGCAAAACAGUAGAUGUUUGUGUGUGUGUUUUUCAACCCCACUAUGAGCAGCUCUCCUGUGGGGCAAGACUCAAUGAAAUAUUAACUCUGUCCAUUUAUAGCAUUUUUUAAAGCAUUUGUGUUUUACCAAAGCUGCAUUCUAUGUGGAAAUACAGGCCCAUGCUUCAUUGUGUUUUGACAUAAUUUGACCGUGUGUUUCUAAUAAGCCUUUUUUGCGGUCAAUAUGCACUACACUUACACAGUUAUUUUGGCUGAUGCUGUUGUAGCUACUCGUAGUAUCUGUAUAAGUAGUAGUUGAACUGGUGUUGUGGUUUUAUAAUAUUUUGAAGUGCACAAUAGAGUUACUUGAUGAGAUAAAUGCUAGUUGUUUUAACGUUCCUCUUAUGAAGGGCUGACGUUUAGACAAUAACAGUAUUAAUGAGAACACAGAGAUGAUUUGUAUUAUUAAAUGUGACCAUAUUUAAAGCACAAAAUGUAUACGUUGUAUUAAUAAACAAAUUCACCAAA
Molecule: messenger RNA, 3576 nt
Organism: Tachysurus fulvidraco (yellow catfish)
Lineage: Eukaryota; Metazoa; Chordata; Actinopteri; Siluriformes; Bagridae
Gene: mdfic2
Product: MyoD family inhibitor domain containing 2
Exons: 4
Coding region: 270-809 (179 amino acids)
Source: RefSeq, a predicted model, not a curated record